AGGAGUGAGGAGGUGAGAGGGUGUUAGUGUCUGGUGCUCCCGGGUAUUUAGAUUAUAAUUUAAAAAACAAACAUGGGAAGGAAAAGUCCAAGCAAGGAUCAAAGUCCUAUGUCUCAGAACUACAAGAUCGUGGUUGUAGGUGGAGGAGGCGUAGGUAAAUCAGCCAUCACCAUUCAGUUCAUCCAGAGUUACUUCGCCACGGACUAUGACCCCACAAUAGAGGACUCCUACACCAAACAAUGUGUUAUUGAUGACGUGGUGGCCAAGCUGGACAUUCUGGACACUGCUGGUCAAGAGGAAUUCAGUGCCAUGAGGGAGCAGUAUAUGCGAUCCGGCGAGGGAUUUUUGUUGGUGUUUUCUGUCACUGACCGUAAUAGCUUUGAUGAACUCCCCCGCUUUCACAAGCAGAUCCUCAGGGUGAAGGAUCGUGAUGAGUUUCCCAUGCUGAUGGUGGCCAACAAAGCAGAUUUGGAACACCAGAGAGUGAUAAGCACCGAAGAAGCGCACACAGUGGCCCGACAACUAAAGAUCCCAUACAUUGAGUGUUCAGCUAAAAGUCGCACCAACGUGGACCAAUCAUUUUACGAACUGGUGAGAAUAGUACGCAAGUUCCAAGCGGCAGAGCGACCUCCUGCAAAACCUGCUGCAAAGAAGAACAAAAAGAAUUGUGUCAUUGUUUGAAAUUUGAUUGCUUACUUGCCUUCAUGAGUGGUUAGAAGGCACAAAAUUGCUUAUUGAAGCAACAAUAAAAAAUGCUUAAAACAAUCAGUUUCACAAAUCUGAACUGCAAAGUUUCAUUGACUGUAGAUGUUGAUCUUUCUAUCUUGAUGGCUUACAGAGAAAGUGUUCAAUGUCUUUUACCAUGAACAUAAUGCAGUGCAGGGAUUGUGUCCAGCAGAAUCCAUGUUGUUGUGUAAAGAAACAAAUAUAGUUCACUGUUUGAAAUUGGUAUAUUUUAUAAUUAAUUACUUAGGCAACCUGAAGUGUAAUAAUAAUAAUAACAACUGAUAUGUGUAAUUUGUGAAGAUGCACUGAAAUCUUAUCCCAGGCACAGAUACAUACUGUACACAGAACCAGCUACCUUGUGUGGUUGUAUUGUGAUUUAGUCUUACUGCAGUUUAGUUACAGGCAGAAGAAGUUGGUGAUCUCAUGGUGUUGUCAUUACUAGAACUCAACAGUUUUUUUUUUAUUAAAUUUUAUUUAUUUUUGCAGCUAAUACUCAUUUUUUAUAUCAAGAUGUAAGAAUAUUCAUAGAAGGUACAAUCAUGGAAAAAUGUCCUGUCAAUCCUCUGUCCCAUCCAUGAAACCUGAGACUCAUGAGCCUAUGAAUCUGAGACAUUACAUGACCCGGUGCACCAUCUAUGAGCCUAACAAUGUGUGUUGUCUUAGAUUCACAGGUUCUGGAGUCUCAUGGUUCAUGGAUGGAACGGACGACUGACAGCACUUUUUUCCGUGACUGUACGUCAUACUAUUAAUGGUGAACAUAUUAGCUGUGGUCCCAGCUAUAUUGUACCUUGAUUUUAUAUUAAAGGUAAUAUGCAUUUUAAUCACAGUAUAUAUUAAGGCAUUUUGUUAAGUACAAUACUGUACAGUAUGUGUUAAAUUUGAUAGGCUUAAAUUACUUUACAAAAUCCAUACCAGAAAUAUAAAUAAAAAGAAAAUUAAUAAUAUCAUGAUAAACACCCAUUUGAAUUCAUCAUUAAUGCGCUGUACAGUAUAUAAUGUAUGUAAAUGAUGAAUUAGGAAUUUUGAGAUGUUUUUGGGAAAAUGCUGCAUGUGGUGUGGGCACAGUAGUAGGUCAUUCAAAGGUCACAAUAAACAGACUGGCCUUUUGUUUUGAUUUGCUUCUUCGAUUUUUGUAAUAUGUAUUUGUUUUACAUUACCCUUGUACCAGAGGGGAAAUUAUGGUUGUGUGCUCAUUUGUAGAUGACUAUCAGUUUCACCUUAAACCUAUACUGUACUACAAUGUUUACAACUAUAGGGAUUUAUUUUCUGCCAUGCCCUUUUGAAUUCAGGACACAUUAUAUUCAGUAGAGAUAGAUGAGAAGUUUUACCCUUAACAAGCCUUCUGUCCAUGGUAUGAUUGGGCUAAAGAGCUGUUUAAUUUGUUUUAAUAUAGUUUAACAAAACUGUAGUGCUAUAGGGAACAAUAUAAUUUAUAGAAAAGUUACAUUAUAUAUUUUUAUUUCAAAAUAUUAUAUAAUGUCCGAACAAUAUUUUUAAUUACAUAUUUGGUUGUUGAGUAUAUGACUGGGCAAGACACUAAACAAUAUCAUCUGUGCAGGGUUUCCUCUCUAAUCAUUAUGGUAAAUAUUUAAAUAUGGUUUUAAAAUUAUAAAUGUAAUAAAAAAGGCUUGAAACUUAAGCAAUGUUCAGGCAUGUGUUAGGUGGGCUGCUGUGAAAACACUUAAGAGUCACAAUAUAAUGCAUACUUCAACACCCCAUUAAAUUAGAAUAAAUUGUUUUCUUUGGUAUCUUAUGGCCUUUUUAACAUUAUUAUAAUGCCAAACAAGGAUUCAUGAAACUAAACAAGUGACUGUAAGUAAGGACACCCUGUACAGCACUCACACUCAUUGCUACAAAACUAAGUGACAGAAUAUAUAUACUGAAGGGACUGGAAUAUUUAUUACUCGUAUGUCAAAGUAAUUUUUAAAAAAUAUAUAUAUAUUUGAAUUUUCCCCCAUUUUAUCUAGUGUAAAAUUAUUAAUGUUUUCAUUGUAAUAAUGCUUUUCCACAUACUACCAGAAUAGGCUGCUAGGAAAUGGUAAAAUCUCCCACAAAAAUUCUGUUGCCUUUCCUGAACCAUGAACCCCGAGAUUCAGACUCAUGAACCCAAAGCAGUAGUCACCGAUCCAUUAUUUUGUCCAUAAAUACUUCGGAUUCGCGAGUCUGAAUCUCGGGGUUCGAGGUUCAGGACGAGAGGCGACAAGACUUGGGGCGACUGUACACAUUACAUUAAAGCUGCAUCAGUUUCUGAGAGAAAGACUCGUGCUUUAGUGUAAAUAAGCUCCUUUCUACAUACACCACCUGCAACAAGAUCCAUACCACUUUAAUUUGUAAUAAAUCAUACGUACACUGAAAAUAAAAAAUCCCUAGAUAUUAA
Messenger RNA from Homarus americanus (American lobster), 3103 nucleotides. It is a transcript of the gene Ras64B, whose product is annotated as ras-like protein 2. The record is from RefSeq and is a predicted model, not a curated record. The transcript is spliced from 4 exons. Lineage: Eukaryota; Metazoa; Arthropoda; Malacostraca; Decapoda; Nephropidae. The coding region runs from base 73 to 681 and encodes 202 amino acids. Gene Ontology annotation, molecular function: GTPase activity; GTP binding; GDP binding. Gene Ontology annotation, cellular component: plasma membrane. Gene Ontology annotation, biological process: signal transduction.